This is a messenger RNA of Malania oleifera, 3834 nucleotides long. Its product is annotated as BTB/POZ domain-containing protein NPY2. Gene Ontology annotation, molecular function: protein binding. The transcript is spliced from 6 exons. Bases 1382 to 3265 code for a protein of 627 amino acids. Lineage: Eukaryota; Viridiplantae; Streptophyta; Magnoliopsida; Santalales; Ximeniaceae. The record is from RefSeq and is a predicted model, not a curated record.
AAGAAAGCUGGGCGUCAGCUUUGGCGUGCAAUACAGAACAAGGCAAGUGUGCUAAUGGCCAUAACCAAAAGAAAUUUUUUCUGCUUUCUCGGCACAAGUAAAGAGAAAAUCAUAAAGGGUAAGAAAACAAUUGUGCGGAGGGAAAACCAAAGAAAGAAAAUUCCAACAAUGCUCUAACUUUGUGUAUAUAUGGGUGGAAUUUGAAUGGUCUUUUGCUCAUCAGGGUUCGUUUGGAGGAAAAGAAAAGGUAAAGGGAAAGUUGUGAUUAAUUGUGAUGGAAAGUGUGGGCUAUGAGCUUGGCUUUUGCGUGGGUUUGUCGUGUUAAUUCAGAUCACUUUGGUUGAGUGCGGGAAAGGAGAAACAGCUCUUGUUCUGACGGGUUUGUGGAUUUCAACUUCGAUUGGCAUUUGGUUUGAUGGAUACAUGGCGGCUUUGGUCCACGAUGACACAUGCAGUGUUCAUGCAUGGGCUUAAACCUAAAGAUUGAACUUUUUGUCACGGUCUUUUUCUAUGUUACAGGGUGAAGAACUCAAAAGCAGGGGGUGGAAAUGGUUAGCUUCACGCAUUUUUAGCUACGCUUGCACAAAAUAGAAGAAAGAUGCUUGUUGUCUACCGAUUUGGUGGUUUCUUCAACUGAUACCGAGAUGCUGUUUUCCGUUGCAGGUUUUCAAACUUCAACGGUAAAAGAAGACAUAUAUAUUGAUUUUAUAUGUAGCAUUUGGAACUUGAAGCCUUAAAAGAGUAUAGGAGGUCUUGGUGGCAUGAAUCUUUAAGCUUUAGUUAAAAGAAAAAAAGUGGUAACAAAGAAACAGAGAAAGCAGAGUCAGAGAGAUAAAGAAAUAGAGAGAAGUGGGUGCCGUCAGAUUUGUGCUUGUUGGGGUUUCUCUUGCUUGGGAAUUAUUUAGUGUAGGGAUUCUGUUGGCUAUGUCUCCUUUGCUGACCGGACGCACCCGCAGUCCGUGGGCUUUGCUGCCGACCAAGGAAACAACUUCUUCUUUGGCUAUCUUUCCAUUGAAGAGAACCCAUUAUUAAAAAUAAAAAAAGAAGAAAGAAAAUUUUCCAUCUCUCUCUCUCUCUCUCUCCUUGGUUGCAGUCAAGAUUCGGUCAUUUGGUCAUACCUGCGGCAUAUAUCCUUCCCCACUUUGAGAUCCUUUUCCCUUACCUUGAAGCCCAGAAAGUUGUUGCAUUCAGAAACUUGGUCCCCACACUUGAAGUAUCCUUUACCAUUUCUGGAAAAAUUUUCCUUGAUUCGUGAUAUGAUUGAUCAUUUGGGAUGCGUGGUGUCGAUUCCAGUGUCGUUGAUUUAGCAGUGAUUGGUUGAGUAGGGAAAGGGGCUAGUUUAUUGGUUUCAAAGGAGAAGUAGAUCUUCUCCUUUGCCGAGAUGAAGUUUAUGAAGCUUGGAUCAAAACCUGACUCCUUUCAGACUGACGGGAAAAAUGUCCGGUAUGUGGCGAAUGAGUUAGCAACUGAUAUCGUUGUUACUGCGGGGGACGUGAAGUUUUAUCUACAUAAGUUCCCACUUCUGUCGAAGAGUGCUUCUUUGCAAAAGUUGGUUGCCACCACUAGUGAGGAAAACAGUGAUGAAGUUCACAUUCAUGAUAUUCCUGGUGGAUCUGCUGCAUUUGAAAUAUGUGCCAAGUUCUGUUACGGCAUGACUGUUACCCUCAACGCUUAUAAUGUUGUUGCUGUUCGGUGUGCAGCCGAGUACCUGGGAAUGCACGAGUCUGUUGAGAAAGGGAAUCUCAUAUACAAGAUUCAAGUCUUUCUUAACUCGAGCAUUCUGCGUGGCUGGAAGGAUUCAAUCAUUGUUCUUCAGACAACAAAUUCUCUGUUACCAAUGUCUGAGGAACUAAAGAUUGUUAGUCACUGCAUUGCCUCUAUAGCCUCCAAGGCCUCUGUUGAUACCUCCAAGGUGGAUUGGUCCUACACGUAUAACUGUAAGAAAUUCUCAGAAGAAAAUGGAAAUGAACAAAAUUGGAAUGGUGUCAGAAAUAGACCAACUGUCCCUAAGGAUUGGUGGGUUGAGGAUUUGUGUGAACUUGAAACUGAUUUAUAUAAGCGAGUAAUAAUGAAUAUCAGUUCCAAAGGAAGAGUACCUAAUGAAGUGAUUGGAGAGGCCUUGAAAGCUUAUGCUUUCAGAAGAUUGCCGGGUUUUAGCAAAGGUACAAUCCAGUGUAGUGAUUUGGAGAGGAUUCGAUCAACAGUCGACAUGAUUGUAUGGUUGUUGCCUGCAGAGAAAGGCUGCAUCUCAUGCAGUUUCUUGCUCAAGUUGUUAAAAGCAGCCAUCCUUGUGGAUUCGGGAGAAUUGGCAAAAAGAGAGCUAACAAAGAGAAUUGGGCAGCAACUGGAGGAGGCCUCUAUUAAUGAUCUUUUAAUACGAGCACCAGAAGGGGAAACUACAAUCUAUGAUGUUGAUAUAGUGCUGAAACUAGUAGAGGAGUUUCAAAUGCAAGAUCCGACUGCUGAAAUUGAAUCAGCAGUGGGCUGCGAGCUACAGGAGAUAAGAAGGCCAGGCAUAUUAUCAGAUGCUUCCAAGCUGAUGGUGGCAAAGCUGAUUGAUGGGUACCUUGCUGAAAUUGCAAAGGAUCGAAAUCUACCUCUGUCAAAGUUUGUGGAACUUGCGGAGAUGAUCUCUGGUUUCUCUAGGCCUGCGCAUGAUGGGCUUUACCGGGCCAUUGACAUGUAUCUCAAGGAGCACCCUGGGAUCAGCAAGAGUGAAAGGAAGAGGAUAUGCAAGCUGAUGGACUGCAAGAAGCUUUCAGUAGAUGCCUGCAUGCAUGCCGUGCAAAAUGAAAGACUUCCCUUGCGUGUGGUUGUUCAGGUGCUCUUCUUUGAGCAGGUCCGGGCUGCUGCCUCAUCUGGCAGCAGCACUCCAGACCUACCCAAUGGCAUUAAGAAUCCAAAUGGCGGCUCCAGUGGAAGCUCAAAAUCAGCAACAACUAACACAGAUGAAGACUGGGAUGGUGUGGCCACAGCUGAGGAGCUCAAAGCCCUCAAGAGGGAGCUAGCUUCAUUAAGGCUGGGGAGCAGAGGGGUUGGAAGUGAGAGAAAUGGCGGAGAUAGUAAAAGUAGUACUGUCGACAAAGCGACUGUUGGUAAAAUGAAAGGGUUGCUUUCGUCGAAGAAGAUAUUUGCAAAGAUCUGGUCUGGCAAAGGGUGGCAUGGCGAGAAUAGCGGCUCAGAGUCAUCUGAGAGUCUUGGUUCUGCAAACCCUGAUGAAACUAAAUCCACACCCUCCAGAAACCAGAGGCAUUCUGUCUCUUAAUAGAAAUAAGUUGGUGGGGGAUCAAUUGCUUGCCGUUCUGUUUAUUGCUGAGAAAAUUCAGGUAACUCCAUUGUUGAUGGUUCCAUACCAAUUUCAGUUUGAUCACUGAAUCAUAGCCCAUUGGAGUUGAGACACAUGUCCAUGCAUUCAAUUAUGCUGAAAAUAUUUUGAUCGUGCUGCUGCAAGCGCAUCAUGCCAUCUGUUUUCCCAAAUGAAGGGCAUCAAUUUACCAAUUAAGCUGAUUUUUGUUGAGGCAAAUAAUUCUUUUUUUGUCUUUCCACCGUCUAUAUUUGCUGGGUUCCAAAGUUCUGCCCGGCAUAACAUGGCCUAAUGUCAAUUGCAUUGGUCUUCAGUCCAAGAAACUCCCCGACAAUCUGAGAAUGGAAGGAAAUGCAGACGCUGCUAUUUUCUUUUCUUUGUUCUGGGUAUGGCAUCCAUUGCUUUUUCACAGACAAAUCAAAGCAAUCUUCAUCAUAUUUGAGUAAAUUUGAGGGGGGAAGUUUUCAUUUGUACAUUAGAAUGGUAGCUGAAAAGUAGGAGCCUAAUUAUGUUGCAAGGAGUUCUGCUUA